Molecule: messenger RNA, 3443 nt
Organism: Caenorhabditis elegans
Lineage: Eukaryota; Metazoa; Nematoda; Chromadorea; Rhabditida; Rhabditidae
Gene: vps-54
Product: Vacuolar protein sorting-associated protein 54
Exons: 9
Coding region: 14-3190 (1058 amino acids)
Biological process (GO): retrograde transport, endosome to Golgi
Cellular component (GO): cytoplasm; cytosol; Golgi apparatus
Source: RefSeq, marked reviewed
AAAUGAUUCACAAAUGAAAUCAAUGGAUGACCGAACAGUAGGUCUUAUAUCUGCAAGUUCAUCAAGAGCUUCACUCAAAAUUCAACCGGAGAUUGGUUAUCCAAGAAUAUGUGAUUAUUGUCAGCCAAUUAUCGAGCUUAUGACGGCUUCCGAGUUUGCACGACAUAUUCGACAAGAUCAUACGACAAAAGAAGGUGGUAGCUUUCUUUGUAGAUACGGAGAACAUGGAGUAUGUCAGAAACUACCACUGGAAGGAGUAUGUGAUCUUGAUUUUGAAGCCCACAUUCGUCGUUGUCACACUUCUUCUCAACCAGCUGGAUAUUCAAGUCCAACAUCUUCAUUGGUAGCAAGUUAUACUGAAGAUAGUGAAGAAACAGCUAGUUUGAGAAGUAUACGAUUGACAAGUGAUCGAGAUACUCCAACAAUUGAAAAGAAAAAAUUCACUCUUCACAGUUUCACUCAAAAUCUGUCAGCAGUUCUUGCCGAUCCAUCACGAUCUCGAAGUGACCUAACAACGUUCUUCACACGCCAUUGGGGUGACAGUUUUGUUCCAACACAACCGGUACCACAAUCUAAAAGACUCGCUCGGCUCGCUGAUUCGGCUUUCGAUAGUUAUUGUCAAUCUGCUGGAGAGUCCUAUCGUCGAUAUCAGGCAAUCAAAAGAGCUCUACGUUUGAGUCACGCCGAUGGAGGAGUUGGAAUUGGAGAUGAAAGACAAGAUGCGGAAGAUCUGCCUACGAUAUUCAUCGACCCCCGAUUUACACUUGGCGACAGUUCUACUUUUUCGGAUGUGUUCACAGUUCCUGCCAAUGAUGAUUUGGAUGCAUUGAAACAAACUUUAUCAGGUAGAAAUGUGAUUCCAGCUACACCUUUAGAAAUUGCUACCAACAGGAAACCUGGAGAAUUUCGAGACUACGAAGCUCUUCAAAACAGAUUGGAAAUGAUGCAUGACGUUGUGGAUGGAAGAUUGGCUGGAAAAUUAGUUGCAAAAACUGAUGAUUUUUGGCAAGUCGUCCGAUCGUACAGUGGCCUCCAGGAACAACUUGCCAACGCGUUGCAAUGUGUGAUGGUUGUUCGAAAAAACUUGAAAAGAGUCGACGAACUAGUAUGCGACCAGUCAAAAAAGAUUGUAGAAGUUCAUGAAAGAUACGAACAAAAAAAGAAACUGCUGGCAAAACUUCAUGAUAUUUCAUGUCUCCGAGAAGCCCAAUCAACAGUUCAAAUGAUGUUAUCACAAGGAGAUUACCCAAAGGCUAUAGAAUGCAUUGAAACGAGUCUAGAUGUUCUCUCAAAGGAAUUGAACGGCGUCACUUGUUUCCGACAUCUUGCAUCACAGCUUCGAGAGCUUUAUACAGUAAUUGGACGUAUGAUGAAUGAAGAUUUUGCAUCAUUAAUACAAAAAGAGCUCGGUGUGAAGCCAGAAGCUGGAACGAUGAUUCAAGCCGAAGGAGAACUUUCUGCUGUCCUACUUGGAUUGAUGAGAAUGCGAAAGUACUCAUUUAUUGCAGUUUUAAGAGAGGAAAUUAUUGAAGGAGUCAAAAGUGUAAUGCGACAAGUUAUUAAAAAUCAAAUUCUAAAUAAUGGAGUUGAUUUGAACGAUUUUGAUCCUAGUUUGACACAGUUGGGAGAGCCAGUACGAAGAAUGAAACAUGCUGAUUUUUUGAAAACUGUGAAAGCUGUUAUGGAUGAAGAGUUCUACUUUUGUAAACGAUUGGAAGCUCUACAAGAUAUUCUACUGGAAACUGUUGAACGAGCAAAUCCUCUACAUCGACAUGGCUCUGAAGAUAUUAUAGUUGAGAGAAUCGAAGAAGCAAAAGAUAUUCACGAAUCUGAGUCUGACGAUGAAGUUGGUACAACUUUUUCCAAAUCAGCUAGUUCAGGAGGAUUCUCCGUCGGUGGUUCGGCUUUAUCCUCUAACGCGUCAGCUACCACUCUUCUUUCGAUUGAAGUCAGAUCAGAAGCCUUUUUACGACACGUGCUCCCAUUGAUCGCAGAAUUCGGUCAUCAAUGUGCGCAACAACGGAUUUCACGAUUGCUCAUUGCUCGGGCCAAAAAUGCAUCAGUGACAGAAGCUACUACACCUACCCAACUAUCUGAAUGCAUUAAACUCGUUAAAGAAUUUCAAUCCAAGUGUGACAAGGAAGGAUGGUAUUCCACUCAGAAUCAAAAAGUUGGAGGUCUUGGAAGAUCUGUUAACAAGCUUUCUAUGGAUUACAUUGAAAAAUUCCAUGCAGCUCGAAAGAUUCGUAUUGGAAAUAUGCUUGACACAGAACUUUGGAAAGCGACUGAUGUUUCGAUUGUGGAUCAGAACAUUGUCGACAUGGCGAUGGAAACGGGCCAAUUAAGAAACACAAAGCGAAUAGAUGAUGGUCCAAUAAAAAAAUCAUUCAAAAGAACAGAAAGCGCUGUGACAAUUGAUUCAACAACAUCUACUUCAAAUCAAAUUCAAGGUGUAAUUGUUGAUGAAGAGAACUAUGUUGUUGUUGGAUCAUCAAUAACAAUGAUCCAGCUCCUUUCUGACUACUGUGAAGCCAUAUCUGAAAUGCCAUCAUUUUCCCAAGACUGGAAUUCGCGAGUUGUGGAAUUACUGAAAACAUUUAACAGUCGGUGUUGUCAAUUGAUUUUAGGUGCAGGUGCCCUACAAUUGGUUGGAUUAAAGACUAUAUCUGUUCGAAAUUUAGCACUCGCAGGUCGAUCACUCGAGUUAGUAUGCCGCUUCAUUCCGAUGGUUCAUGAUGAGAUGGACAGAGUUCUUCCUGAAAAUCGAAAAAGUCUGCUUCGGUACUUCAAGCAGGUUGAAAGUGAAUACCGCGAUCACGUCAACGAAAUUGCUGCCAAAUUAAUAAGUGUAAUAGCUCAUUAUACAACAAAUUGUCUUGGAAUGUGGGAUGUGAAAGGAGUGAUUCCAUCGCCAGAAUUUCAACAAAUUUGUCGCCAUAUGCUGAAAUUCCACAAUGGACUGGUUGGCAUCAUGCCAAGAGAUCAGAUCGAGGCGUUGUUCCGUCAAGUACACGAAAACUUUAAAGCCAACUUACGAGAACACGUCACUGGAAUGGGUAUCACACCUCAUGACCCUUUAAAAUACGGAUAUGUCACAAAAGAUUACAUGUUUUAUCAACAAAAUGUGAAAAACAUGGAAAGUUGCCGUAAUUUGGAGCUCGAGUCGCUUAAUGACAUUAUGUUUGAAUAGGACUUUUCUUUGUAAAAUAUUUAUUUAAUUUUCAAUCUGGUUUAUUUCUUGUGUAUGAUUGUGAUUGUUUGACUAAUUACGGUGGCUUUUAUUUCACGCUUCUUCUGUAAACUUCCCCAAUUCACUGGUCCUUCAUUCCUAAUUUUUUAGUUUGUGCUUCUGGGCUAGCUUUAUCACUUUCAUUUCCCAGUUAAUUGUUUUUGUUUUUAUUUAUCUGGUAUUUAGUAAUUUAUUGCAUGUACAAUAAAAGCAU